Molecule: messenger RNA, 4946 nt
Organism: Daldinia vernicosa
Lineage: Eukaryota; Fungi; Ascomycota; Sordariomycetes; Xylariales; Hypoxylaceae
Product: RNB-domain-containing protein
Exons: 4
Coding region: 544-4608 (1354 amino acids)
Biological process (GO): mRNA catabolic process
Cellular component (GO): P-body; exosome (RNase complex)
Molecular function (GO): RNA binding; 3'-5'-RNA exonuclease activity
Source: RefSeq, a predicted model, not a curated record
UUUACAUUCGUACCUCUUACCACAUUACGAAACCUUUAACCAAUCAAACGUUCCCCAGCCCAGCUAAAAGCCUGGCCCGCCAAGACCUACUGCCCCAUUUUGCCCGUCUUCGCUUUAGUCCUGACCUCACAUCCUCUUCCCCGUAUCCCAGGUGGCCAUUGGAGAGUGAUCUUCCCUAAAACUCCAAAGCUUCCCAACUUCCAUCUCCAUCACCAUCUCUCGUCUUGUCUCUCUCCCGUAUCUUUGCACCGCUUCAUUACCCUCUCUCAACACAUCUUCACAUUCCUUCUCUACGGGAUUCUGACGCACACAGCAUCACUGCAACCUUGUUCAAUCCUCUCAUUUACCCUCCUUUUGUUAGUCGCAAAAGUCCACGCAAUCACCACUGAAGAACGUAUCCGCUAUCAACUUUUGUCAACUGCCAAGCAGCUUAAGCUCUAAACAGUACUGGCCCUCGCCUCAAUCAUCAUCUAAACAUCUCAGCUAGCUUAGCAGCAUUGUUCGCACUCGACGUGCAACUUCGCACUUCCUAGGUAGCCCGACAUGGAGCAGCAACAGCCCGCUCCCCAGGCCGGGGGCGUCCCCGGACCUACUGGCCGUCGCCUUCAUAUCGCCCAUCGCAGGAGUCCUUCUGAGCUUACCCCUCUGAUGAGCAUGUUCACAAGUCCCGGGAUGGAGCAACUCGCUAUUCAGCAGCAGAUCGAGUUGUUGCAGCAGCAGCAGCAACAGAUACAAGCCACACAGCAACAAUACAUAAAUAUGGGAAUGAUGCCACCGGGCCAGUUGGGCCACGGUGGUUCUUUCAACCCUUUGCAGCCACCUAUGGCUAAUAUGUCGCCACAGACGGCUUUUCAGUUCCCCAACCAGCUUCCACAGCAGCAGAAUGUUCCCAUGGGUCCACCAAGUCAACCCAUGUCGCACCGUCGUAACCAAUCGGCCCUCCCCAACAUGGGAAUCGGACCCCCUCCGGCUCCUUCUGCCGGAGCUUCUGGGUCCACUUUUGGGCAAUUUGAUAACUCGUCUGGUCAGCAGAAUCGGGAGAACGCACCUCGUGGAGGGCGAGGUGGCGGCUCCGGUCACCAGCGAAGGCAUUCUUUAGCCCUGGCUGAUGCCAAAAAGGCAGCUGAGAUUGCUCAGCAGAAACGAACGACCUCUGGCUUUCAGUUCCCAGCUGCGGGACCCCCCGAAGGCUCCCCUGCCGAGGAAACUAGGUCCGUUACCGCGGAUACCCCCAUAGCACAGGGUUCAUCUACUCGCGGCGGACGCGGCGGACACGGACGAAGCCAAAGCAUGGCUGUCAAUAGCCGGGGAGGUGGUCGCGGUGGGGGUGCUCUGCACGUUCCUAACGACACCGGUGAUUUUGGCCGCCGUGGUAGUGCCUCGAGCGGCCAUGCACGAACUUCUUCGCGCAAUUUUGAGGGCAAUUGGCGUAACCAGCAAGGUCAAAACCAGGGUCAGGAUCAGGCUGGUCAGGGCCAACAGGGGUUUCAGCCUGGCCAUCGCCCUCGUGGUUCUGUGAGCCAGCAAUCUAUUUCCAACAUCGGGGCUUUCCAAUAUCCUGGCCAACCUCAACUUAUGCAAAUGCCCGGUCAGAUGCAAAUGAUGCAGAUGUACCCUGGCCAGCAACUUAACCCUAUGCAGAUUAACCAGCUCCAAGCCCUUCAAGCUGCGCAGAUGAAUGGACAGCAAUUUGUUGGUCUCCAGGGAAGCCAACAUGCACCACAACUGGGCGGUCAACAAUCCCAACAACAGCAACAACAGAGGAAGACCCUCUUCACCCCAUAUCUCCCUCAAGCUACUUUGCCGGCGUUGCUUGGUGAUGGACAACUCGUCUCCGGUAUUCUCCGAGUGAACAAGAAGAAUCGCAGUGACGCUUAUGUCUCUACUUCGGACGGUCUUUUAGAUGCAGAUAUCUUUAUCUGUGGUAGCAAAGACCGCAAUCGAGCCCUAGAAGGCGAUCUUGUCGCAGUUGAACUCCUUGACGUAGACGAGGUAUGGUCGCAGAAACGAGAAAAGGAGGAGAAGAAGAAGAGAAAGGAUAUCACCGACACAAGGUCUGGCUCGACAAACGGUAACGCUCAGUCAAAUUCUGCCAACUCAGAUGAGGCUGCCAACGGCGAAGGAGGGAUUCGCCGACGUGGCAGUCUUCGGCAGAGGCCUACACAGAAAAAGAACGAUGACGUAGAAGUGGAGGGGCAAAGUCUUCUUCUCGUCGAGGAAGAGGAAAUCAACGACGAAUCGAAACCACUUUAUGCUGGACACAUUGUAGCUGUUAUCGAGCGUGUUGCAGGUCAAAUGUUUUCAGGCACGCUUGGUUUGCUGCGUCCCAGCAGCCAAGCGACCAAGGAGAAGCAAGAGGCUGAACGAGCCGCCAGAGACGGCGGUCGAUCGCACGACAAUCGCCAGCAAGACAAACCUAAGAUUGUCUGGUUUAAGCCUACUGAUAAGCGUGUCCCUCUAAUUGCCAUCCCUACCGAACAGGCACCACGAGACUUUGUAGAGAAGCAUCAGGAAUACGCUGAUCGCAUAUUUGUUGCUUGUAUUAAACGUUGGCCUAUUACUUCUCUACAUCCUUUCGGUACGCUCGUUGAGCAGCUUGGUAAGAUGGGUGAUCUCAAAGUGGAGACUGAUGCUCUCCUACGCGACAAUAACUUCUCAUCCGAUGAAUUCUCGGAAGCUGUCUUGCGAAGUGUUGGCCUCCAAGAUUGGACCAUUGCUAAGGAAGAUGAGGCUUCUAUUGGGGCUCGACGGGAUUUCCGCGACGAAAAGACUUUCACCCUUGACCUUGCCGGCACUGGGGAACUUGGCAGUGCUGUCCACGUCAAAGCUGAAUCAGAUGGAAAGAUCGAGAUUGGUAUCCAUAUACCUGACGUCACUCAUUUUGUCAAGCCUAACUCUCUCGUCGAUCGUGAAGCUAAGAAGCGCGGUACUGCCGUUCAUCUUGUGAACCGAACCUGUGCCCUUCUUCCCCCUAGGAUCGCUGCGGAGCUUUGCACCCUUACUCCGGGUGAGGAUAGGCUUACUGUCAGUGUUGUCUUCCGCGUUAACCCUCACACCGGCGUGGUUGCGGAGGGUGACACUUGGAUUGGCAAGAGUAUUAUUAAGAGUGGUGCUACAUUGGCUCUAAAGGAACUAGAUGACGCCCUCGCGAAUCAGCCUGGCUUCGUACAUGAUGUCGUCCAAGUCAAGGAUGCCCAAAUUCUUAACGCCGUUGCACAGAAAUUCCGCGAGUCGCGCUUGGGAUCUGAGGGAGAGCCUAUGGCUCCUCUUCGACUCCUUCACCAACUUGACGAUGAAGAUAUACCUAUUCAACAUAACAUUUUCGACUCUACGCCGGGUACUGAGCUGGUCGAAGAGCUUUUGCACAAGGUCAAUGCGGCCGUCGCUCAAAAGCUUGCUCAAGGUCUCCCUGAGAAGGCUUUACUUCGGCGCCAAUCCCCGCCCAAUGCCCGACGCCUACAGACAUUUGUUGAACGCAUGCGGGCGCUUGGAUACGAUAUUGAUACUACUAGCAGCGGUACCUUGCAGAAUAGCCUCUUCAAGGUCGAUGACUCCGAUAUCCGCAAGGGUAUGGAAACACUAUUACUCAAAACCAUGCAUCAUGCCAAGUACUUUAUCACUGGCAAGGUUAACAAACAGCUUUGGCCUCAUUAUGCUCUGAAUCUACCUCUCUAUACUCACUUUACCGCACCUACGAGGCGCUAUGCCGACAUCAUCGUUCACCGUCAGCUUGAGGCCGUCCUCUCAGAAGGCAAGAUUGAAUAUAAUGACGAUAUUGAAAACCUUGUUAAGACGAUUGAAUCUUGUAACACCAAGAAGGAAUCGGCACAAAAUGCCCAGGAGCAAAGCAUUCACAUCGAGUCAUGCAGAAUCAUGGAUAAGAAACGCCAGGAGGUCAACGGCGAUCUUAUUAGCGAGGGAAUCGUGAUCUGCGUUUACGAAUCUGCUUUUGAUGUUCUAAUCCCCGAAUGGGGCUUCGAGAAGCGUGUGCACUGUGACCAGCUGCCGCUUAAGAAAGCCGAGUUCAGGAAGGAGAAGAGAAUUCUAGAGCUCUACUGGGAGAAGGGCGUUCCAAGCUCAGCAUACGUGCCUGAAGAUGAACGGCCCAAGGCGGGUGCAUCGCAGCGCAUCUCGAAUGCGAUGGCGGCUGCUAGGCAGGCAGAAGAGGCCGAGAGGGCCAAGAAGGAACGAGAGGAAGCUGCACGGAAGCAGACGGAGACAGGCACGGUGCCUGCGGAUGCUGCCGAAGCUCUAUUCAACGAUGAAGACGAGGACGACAACGCCUCUGAUGUUACCGAGGCUAUGGCGGGUGCUUCAUUAGCCCCGCGUCCGACUCAGAGUGUUCCAGGCUCACCGACCCGGUCCGCCUCGAAUCCUGGUGUCCUUCACCGAACCAGGUCCGACUCAAAGGUGCCCAUGGCAGAAGCCGUAGAAUCUCGCUUGACCAACAAGGAGAAGUAUCUCAAGCUAUUUGCAUUGAGAGAAGAAGGUGGCGAGUACAUCCAAGACGUGACAGAGAUGACCAGAGUGCCUGUGAUCCUUAAGACGGAUCUCAGCAAGAGCCCACCGUGCUUGACGAUACGUUCGCUUAACCCGUAUGCUCUAUGAGUCUUCCUCACAACGAUGUGUUUUGCUUGACGUGGACGGUUGGACGAAGCAACGGACUUUAGGAGCAUUGGAGCGAUUGGUAUGUUGCUUGAGUGAUGUAGAGUGAAGUAGCCAAGAAGAAAAUAGGGUAGAUUGUAAGGUGGCGACCGCGACCGAAACCCGAGAAGUGCAGCUCUUACUGUGUUAAUAAAAGUGUUUCAUGAAGAGGCAGAUAGAACUAGGAAACUGCCACAGUCAACAGAAAUAUACGAGAUCGUACUAUGAAUAAAAUCGCUAUCAAGAAGAUCUAACCCUUCCCAAUAUCUGAUUAUAUACGAUGUAUUAUUAGGUAGGUGAGU